UCUGCGCAGUGGAACUGUAUAUAACGUAUCUAGCAACAUCUACUUCUGUCUUCGUUAGUUACACAGCCAGGUGGCCAGGUGUGACGAUGAGCUGUGUUAGGCUGAUGUUCGUCUUUGCGGCUGCCUCCCUAGUGUCACCAAUUGUCUUCGGGAAUCUAGAUGACUGGAGACAGAGUCUGGAGACAUUGAAGUCUCGUCUUGAUGCGAAAGGACCACCGAUCGUCUCACGGACACAUGUUCCUUAUGUGACUAUCACACUUGGGCCGGUGCAAGUGCAUGAUCUAGAUGAUGCCAACCAAAUUCUGAAAUUGGGGUUCUUUGUAACCCUUGUCUGGACGGACAACUCUCUGAAGUGGAAUCCCUCGGAUUACUCAGGUAUAGAUCGAGUGGAACUUGCAGUGCAGGAACUAUGGACACCUACUGUGAUUCUGGCGAAUAAGGCCUCGGGUGAUGGCCCCUUGCAGACGUCAAUGCCUGUCACAUUAACAUAUGAUGGUCGUCUUUUCUGGCAGAAUGCGAUGACAGUAUCUGUCCUGUGCAAAACAGAUCUGAGAAAAUACCCUUUUGACAGUCAGAUCUGUCCAAUGUUGUUUUCUUCAGGAGUGGGAUACAAGAUCACCCUAAAACCAGAAAUCACUAUUGGCGGUGACGGCUUGAACCUGCAAACCAAUGGGGAAUGGGAGACUGUAAACAUUACAUCGGCUAAAACAACUUAUGCAGAAACAGAAAGUUACGAGCUAGCCACAUUCUACAUACAUCUGUCCAGGAAGUACUUGUUCCACGUCUUGAACCUGGUUUUCCCAAUGUGUCUUCAGUCUGUCCUCAACAGCUUCGUCUUUUUGUUGCCGGCUAGCUCGGGGGAGAAGAUGGGCUUUGUCAUGACCGUGUUUGUGUCAAAUGCCCUGUUCCUCAGUCUAAUCCACAACUCCACACCCUCAACUUCUGAUUCUGUUUCCAACCUCUCCAUGUACCUCGUUAUGGUCCAGAUCCAAGGCUUUCUCGCCAUCGCUGCCACCAUCUUGGUCCAAAAUGUCCACCACCGCCGCCAGAAUGUCCAGGACAGCGGAGACCCCCAAGGAUGCAGACAGGUGAAGGUCACGCCUCAGGACAACACUGACUGUGUCCCUUCUGGACAAGGAACUCGAGACGCUGACACUGUUACGACCAGGAAGGUGCCUCUGGACAGGAUGCUAGAUUGUAUUUUCUUUGUAUGCUUCAUGUGUUUCGGCAUUGGCAGUCUCCUGGCUCUUGUAUAUGCAUGA
This is a messenger RNA of Haliotis rubra (blacklip abalone), 1262 nucleotides long. RefSeq names its product neuronal acetylcholine receptor subunit alpha-3-like. Gene Ontology annotation, biological process: monoatomic ion transmembrane transport; regulation of membrane potential; signal transduction. The transcript has a single exon. The coding region runs from base 87 to 1262 and encodes 391 amino acids. Gene Ontology annotation, molecular function: neurotransmitter receptor activity; transmembrane signaling receptor activity; extracellular ligand-gated monoatomic ion channel activity. The record is from RefSeq and is a predicted model, not a curated record. Lineage: Eukaryota; Metazoa; Mollusca; Gastropoda; Lepetellida; Haliotidae. Gene Ontology annotation, cellular component: synapse; membrane; neuron projection.